ACGGGAAUAUAUAAUUCUCAAAAAUCCGAAACUCAAUUUAUCCCAAGUCCAUCAGAUCUGCUUCUCGAAGACCGUUUACCGAAUCUGCUUUGAGCCAUGGAGAAGCCGUACGGAUACGCGAGCGUGAGCAUGAGCGGCAUAGAUCGCGCCGGCGGGAAGGAUAUUGACCUGGAGAUGGGAGUCGGAGAGGCGACGCUUUACCCAGGGCUUAGCUUCGGCGAGAAUCAACUCCGAUGGGGAUUCAUACGCAAGGUCUAUGGGAUUCUCUCAGCCCAGCUCCUCCUCACCACGCUUAUCUCCGCCGUCGUUGUCCUUAAUCCUCCCGUCAACGAUGUCUUGACCGCAUCUCCCGGCCUUCUUCUUUUCCUCUGCAUCGUCCCCUUCGUCUUAAUCUGGCCUCUGCACAUUUACCACCAGAAGCAUCCUAUUAACCUGAUACUCCUUGCCCUCUUCACUAUCUCAUUGAGCUUCACUGUUGGUGUCAGUUGUGCUAUGACAGAAGGAAGAAUCGUCCUUGAAGCCUUGAUAUUGACUCUAUCUGUGGUUGGGUCUCUAACCGCAUACACUUUCUGGGCGGCAAAGAAAGGAAAAGACUUCAGCUUCCUUGGACCCAUUCUCUUCACCAGCCUCAUCAUUCUUAUAGUGACCAGCUUCAUCCAGAUGUUCUUCCCUCUUGGCCCGACCUCUGUUGCCAUAUAUGGAGGAAUCAGCGCAUUGGUAUUCUGCGGAUACAUAGUAUAUGAUACCGACAAUCUCAUCAAGCGUUUCACAUACGACGAAUACAUUCUCGCAUCAGUGGCUCUUUACUUGGACAUCCUCAACCUCUUCUUGACCAUAUUGCGUGUGUUGAGGCAAGGUGACAACUGAAGAAGAAAGCACACCGAUGAUGGAUGAUGAUGCUGCUUCAGUGAUGAGAUUUUAUAACUAUUAAACAGAACCCCCAACAAUGGCUUUAUGUGAUUUACAUUUGUGUGUAUAAUCUGAUUUCUGUUUUUGAGAAUUUAGUAUAUGAUGUUGCUAUGUGGUUAAACGUUUUUGGUAAAUCAUAAUCAAGCAAAAGUCGAUUUAUCAA
Messenger RNA from Eutrema salsugineum, 1072 nucleotides. Its product is annotated as BI1-like protein. The record is from RefSeq and is a predicted model, not a curated record. Lineage: Eukaryota; Viridiplantae; Streptophyta; Magnoliopsida; Brassicales; Brassicaceae. The transcript is spliced from 4 exons. The coding region runs from base 97 to 867 and encodes 256 amino acids. Gene Ontology annotation, cellular component: membrane.